Molecule: messenger RNA, 2867 nt
Organism: Vombatus ursinus (common wombat)
Lineage: Eukaryota; Metazoa; Chordata; Mammalia; Diprotodontia; Vombatidae
Product: transmembrane protein 200C-like
Exons: 2
Coding region: 325-2307 (660 amino acids)
Source: RefSeq, a predicted model, not a curated record
CAUAACACUUCUUGGAAACUCCUCGCCAUGGCUCCUGCCACAAGCUCCGCGGCAGGGGUCUGAGAAUAUCAUUGGGGCGACCUCUCCCCCGGGCUCUCCCGGGAUUCUGAGCCGCGGAGAGAUGAGGGAUGCGGGGAGGCUACAUCUUCGCGCAACUGUCUACUCGGGCUGAAAAGUUUCUCCAUGGUUCCUUUGUGUCGUCGUCGGAGCUCUCUUCCUGCAACCUUAGACUCCCCCAGUCUUCCUCGGCGGUGGUGUCGAAGCUAACUCCCCACCUUAGGCACACCUUCCCCCUGCAACUGCCCCGCAGUCCAGGGGCCCGCGAUGAUCGCCACAGGGGGCCUCCUUAGGAUCUCCGCUAGAAAGCAAGAUCCUCUUCGCCCGCAGAGCCAGGUACCCAAGCGUAAGAGGAAAGCCAAAAAGAAGCGCAAGAACGACGUGGUGGUGGUGAAGGGCAAGUUGAAGCUCUGCUCCAUCUCGGGCCUGAUCGCCCUCUGCGGGAUCCUGGUACUGCUAGUAGGCAUAGCCAUGGCCGUGGUGGGCUACUGGCCCAAAGCCAGUGGGACCCAUCGGGAGGGCGCCAAGCAGCUGUCCCCAGAGGGGAGUGGUCAUCGGGCCCCGGCUACCGCCAGCAGCAGUGCCAGAGCCAGCAGCAGCAACAGCAGUAACAAGCACCCGUCGAGGGACCACUCGGGGACUCCCAGUCUAGCCAGCACAGAGUCCAACUCGAGCUCCAUCUUUGCCACUAAGAGCGCGCCCCCGACCCGGGCGGCCGCCCCUUCUUCCUCCACCUCCUCCUCCUCCUCUUCCUCUUCUUCCACUUCUGUAGGUUUCCUCUUCCAACUCUUCUCCGGUUACUUGCAUUCUGACAAGCUCAAAGUCUUCGGGCCCCUCAUCAUGGGCAUAGGCAUCUUCCUCUUCAUCUGCGCCAACGCCGUGCUCCACGAGAACAGGGACAAGAAGACCAAGAUCAUCAACUUGCGGGACCUCUAUUCCACCGUCAUCGACGUGCACAGCCUCCGAGCCAAAGACCUGGCCGCUGCCGCCGCGGCCGCGGCUGCGGCCGCCUCGUCCUCUUCGGCCGCCACCUCGGGCGCCCCAGCAGCAUCCCCCCUUAACGGUUUCAUCAGCUACGUGCAGUCCCGGGGCCUAGAGCUCAAGCCCGGCGGCAGCAGCCCGGGAGAUGCCUACGGCGCGGCUGCGAUGCUGGCCAAAGGCUCCUGGCACUCCCCGGCGCUGGGGGGAGGGGGCGACGGCGCCAGGGGCCCCGUGUCCCCGCCCGACUUGGCUUCGUCCCCCCGCUGCCAGCGGGAGCCCCCCAGCCUGGCCGAGGCGGUGUACAGCAUCUAUCGGGAACGCUCGGUGCUGGCGGGUCGCAGACGGGCCGCCGCCGCGGCCGCAGCCGCCGUGGCUGCAGCCGCCGCCGCCGCGGCAGCCAGCAGCAGCAGCCCCCCACCGUGCAGCCCCCCGGAGAGCUGGGGGCGGCAGAGCACGGCCAGCUCCAUUGUGGGCUCGUCCCUCAGCGCCUUCGCCCUGCUGCCCUUGCAAGGAGACGGGGACCGGGUCGGGGACGGGGAUGGGGACGGAGAGGGCGCCAGCUGCAGCUGGCAGCGCCCUCCCGGAGAGAGGGGCUCCCAGGAGAUCCCUCUGGGGGAGUUUGAGUUGAGUUUGACGGAUCUCAGCGGGGGGGCCGGCCUCUGUGGCCGCAGGCGCCGGGAGCCCCGCGAGUCGGAGGACGAGGAAGCGGCGGCGGUGGCGGCUGCAGCGGCUGCAGCGCUCACGGUCACCACCAGGGGGCAGGGCGGCCGUCUGCCCAGGACCGGCAAAUACUUGGCCUUGAGGCGCCAGAGCACAAGCGGUCUCCUGGACUGCAGGAGAGCCGCAUCCCCAGAGCCCUCACCCACCCCCAGCGUGACGGACGUGGACGUGGCCGUUUUGGCGGAAGCCUCUACCGCACCCCCGCUUCCCCUGGGGGCCUCUCCUCCCGUCUUGGCGCAGGCGACCAGGAGAGCCUCUCAGAGCUCCCAGUCGGAUCAAUCCAGCAGCAAUAAGGGUUACACCCCCCUGGAGGAGGCGGGCACCUCCUUGGAGUCCAUCAUUGACACACCAGCCAGUAACCCCCAGGACUGUGCAGAGGACCCGACCAGGGAGGAGAGCCCCCAGGGGGGCACCGGCAAAGGCCAGCAGGCGGUCGAGCAACCGCGGCCAGUUCAGAGGCAGUUUACAAAAAAAGAGAAACUCAUCAUGAUCUCCCGGUCUCAUGCCAUAGGGAUGGAGGAUGGAGAAUUGGAAAAUACAGGCCUUUAGAAAAAGAGGUCAACAGAGACGCGAAGAGAGACCAAAAGAAAGAGGGAGCCGCCCACUCCAAUCAUGGAAUCUCCAUUUCCCUUUUUCUCUGUGGAUCUAACCGAGGGAACCAGUCCAAAUCCAAAGAGCUGCAGGGCAGUUUUCCUUGAAUUGAGUUCACAGAAUUACUGUAGAUAGCUCCAAGCAAUUUAAAAAAAAAAAAAUGCAAACAACCCUCUAUGUCCGAUUGUGAUUGUAUGUUCCAUGAAAACCAAAACGUAUUAAAACAUCAGCAAUCUAGUAAUUAGUAAUAUUCCUAAUUUUCUUAGGAUCAAAUUAAUAUAUUUUUGACAAUAACUGUGCACUUUAUUCCAACUUUUGAUUUGAGUCCCUCAAUUGCAUAACCUGUUUACUCCACCACUGGUUCUGUCAAAAAUUACUUGAAAACGACAAGUUCUUUCCUCCUUUCCUGCAUAAGAGUAGCAAGGGGUUUUUCCUCAGUUCUCUAAAAACUGAUCUUGCUAAGUGUUUUCAGGGCCAAAAGCAUGAGCAAGCACUUCAAUAAAAUCGAUUAGAAACAA